Messenger RNA from Plasmodium gonderi, 3468 nucleotides. Its product is annotated as falcilysin. Gene Ontology annotation, biological process: protein processing. Gene Ontology annotation, molecular function: metal ion binding. NCBI's taxonomy places the organism in Eukaryota, Apicomplexa, Aconoidasida, Haemosporida, Plasmodiidae. The transcript has a single exon. Bases 1 to 3468 code for a protein of 1155 amino acids. The record is from RefSeq and is a predicted model, not a curated record.
AUGAAAUUAAUGAGAGUUUUUGGAUAUUUAAAUAUCAUCACAAAUUGCGUUAAUGGCAUAUUUUGCAAAUCGGAAAGAAGAAAAUAUAAUGUAUUUACGAAUAGUUUUAUUCAUUCCAUAAGUACAACGAAUCUAUACUCAUUUACGGCAAUGAUGAAUAAGUCACCAGAGUGGAUACAUGAAAAGUGCCCAGAGCACAAGAGCUACAAUAUUGUUGAGAAAAGAUAUAGUGACAAAUUUGAAAUGACUUAUACUGUGUAUGAACAUAAGAAAGCAAAAACACAAGUAAUAGCAUUAGGAUCAAAUGAUCCAUUAGAUUAUGAACAAACAUUUGCUUUCUAUGUGAAAACGUUGACACAUUCAGGUAAGGGAAUUCCACAUAUAUUGGAACACACAGUUUUAUCAGGAUCGAAAAAUUUCAACUAUAAAGAUUCUAUGGGGUUAUUAGAAAAAGGGACAUUAAAUACACACCUAAAUGCAUACACUUUUAAUGAUCGAACUGUAUAUAUGGCUGGUUCUAUGAACAAUCGUGACUUUUUUAACAUCAUGGCUGUUUAUAUGGAUAGUGUGUUUCAGCCCAAUGUAUUAGAAAAUAAAUUUAUUUUUCAAACAGAAGGAUGGACUUAUGAAGUUGAAAAAUUAAAGGAAGAAGAGAAAAAUUCUGAUAUUCCAAAAAUUAAAGAUUACAAAGUUUCUUAUAAUGGGAUUGUUUAUAGUGAAAUGAAAGGAUCUUUUAGUAACCCAUUACAAGAUUUGUAUUACGUAAUAAUGAAGAAUAUAUUUCCUGAUAAUGUACAUUCAAACAUCAGUGGUGGAGAUCCAAAAGAAAUUCCAAAUUUGUCCUAUGAAGAAUUCAAAGAAUUUUAUUACAAGAAUUAUAAUCCCAAAAAAAUAAAAGUAUUCUUUUUUAGCAAAAACAACCCAACUGAAUUGUUAAAUUUUGUGGAUGAUUAUUUGAAUCAGUUAGAUUUUACAAAAUACAGGGAUGAUGCUGUGGAAAAUGUAAAUUACCAAGAAUACAAAAAAGGUCCAUUCUAUGUGAAAAAACAAUUUGCUGAUCAUUCUGAAGAAAAAGAAAAUUUGGUAUCUAUUUCAUGGUUAUUAAAUCCCAAGAAAAAUGAACAUUUGGAUAUAGAUCUAAGUUUAGAAUCUCCUCAAGAAUAUUUUGCCUUGUUGAUAAUAAAUAAUCUCCUUACCCACACAACAGAAAGUGUGUUGUAUAAAGCAUUAAUCGAUUGUGGUUUGGGAAACACUGUCAUAGAUACAGGACUUGAUGAUAGUCUUGUUCAAUUCAUUUUUAGCAUAGGACUAAAAGGAAUAAAAGAAAAAAAUGAAAAAAAUAUAAGUCUUGACAAAGUGCAUUACGAAGUAGAAAAAGUAGUUUUGAAAGCUUUGCAAAAAGUUGUAGAUGAAGGAUUUAACAAAUCUGCUGUUGAAGCUUCAAUAAACAAUAUCGAAUUUGUAUUGAAAGAAACAAAUAUGAAAACAUCUAAAAGUAUAGAUUACGUUUUUGAAAUGGCAUCUAGAUUAAAUUAUAACAGGGAUCCACUUCUUAUUUUUGAAUUUGAAAAACAUUUAAGUGUGGUUAAGGAUAAAAUAAAGAAUGAACCAAAAUAUUUGGAGAAAUUUAUCGAAAAGCACUUUAUUAACAAUAACCAUCGUGCAGUUAUUCUUAUGGAGGGUAAUGAAAAUUAUGGAAAAGAACAAGAUGAUUUAGAAAAAGAAUCAUUAAAAAAAAAAAUUGAAAGCUUGACAGAUAAGGAAAGAGAAAAUAUAAUCCUGGAUUUUGAAAAGCUGACCAAGUACAAAAACACUGUGGAAUCACCUGAACAUUUAGACAAAUUCCCAAUAAUAAACAUAUCCGAUUUAAACAAAGAAACGCUAGAAAUUCCGGUGAAUGCAUAUUUUACCAACACCAAUGUGGAAAAUAAUAUGCAAAAGUAUAAUCAAAUCAAAACGAAUGAAGAUUUGAUGAAGAAAAAUAUGGAUUAUUUGAUCAAAAAGCACAUUUUGAAAAAUUCUGAAUUGGAAUCGGAUGUCCAUAUGAAUAUGAGUAGCGAACUAGAGAAAUAUUCCAACGGAGAUGUACCAAUGCUAAUUUAUGAGAUGCCAACAGGUGGUAUAUUAUAUCUUCAAUUUAUCUUUAGUUUGGAUCAUUUGACGCUAGAAGAGUUAAGUUACUUAAACUUGUUCAAAACGUUGAUUCUUGAAAAUAAGACAUAUAAAAGAUCAUCAGAAGAAUUCGUAAUUUUAAGAGAAAAGAACAUAGGUAAUAUGAUGGCAAAUGUUGCGUUAUACUCAAUUAGUGACCAUUUAAAAGUAACGAAUAAAUAUAAUGCACACGGAUUAUUUAAUUUUGAAAUGCAUAUGCUAAGCCACAAAUGUAAUGAAUCGCUCGAUAUAGCUUUAGAAGCAUUAAAAGAUUCUGACUUUUCGAAUAAGAAAAAAGUAAUAGAAAUUUUAAAAAGAAAAAUCAAUGGAAUGAAAACUGUAUUUAGUUCAAAAGGGUAUUCAUUACUAUUAAAAUAUGUGAAAUCUCAAAUGAAUUCAAGAUACUAUGCACACGAUUUAGUUUUGGGAUAUGGAAAUUACUUGAAGUUACAAGAACAAUUAAAAUUAGCAGAAUCCGAUUUUUCAUCAUUUGAACAGAUCCUAAAUGGAUUAAGAAACAAAAUAUUCUCAAAAAAGAAUUUAUUAAUUAGUGCCACAUCCGAUGCUGCAGCGUUAGACCAACUUUUUGUUAAAUCCAAAGAAUCGUUUAAUAAUAUGCUAUCAUAUUUUGAACAAAAUGAUACACAUAAUAAUGAAACGAAAAAUAUUGGAUGGAAUGAAGAAAUAAAAGAAAGUAAAAUUUUAGAAAAAGAGCAAAAGAAAAAGGAAUUAUUUGUCAUACCAACUUUUGUCAAUGCAGUUUCAAUGGCCGGAAUUUUGUUUAAUGAAAAAGAGUUUCUAGAUCCAGCUUUUAUUGUUAUAGUAGCAGCAUUGAAAAAUUCCUAUCUUUGGGAAACAGUUAGAGGUUUGAAUGGUGCAUAUGGUGUUUUUGCAGAUAUUGAAUAUGAUGGAACUGUAGUAUUUUUAUCUGCCAGAGAUCCCAAUUUAGAAAAAACUUUACAAACAUUUAAAGAAUCUGCACAAGGAUUAAGAAAAAUGGCUGAUACCAUGACAGAAAAUGACUUACGUAGAUAUAUAAUCAAUGCUAUUGGUAAUAUUGAUAAACCUAGAAGAGGUAUAGAACUUAGCAAACUGUCUCUUUUACGAAUUAUUUCAAAUGAAUCAAAGCAAGAUCGAAUUAAUUUUAGAAAAAGAAUUAUGGAUACCAAGAAAGAAGACUUUUACAAAUUUGCUGAUUUACUAGAAAAAAAAAUUAAUGAAUUCGAAAAAAACAUAGUUAUUAUAACUAACAAGGAAAAGGCAAAUGAGUAUUGUACGAAUGUCGAUAAGGAAUUCAAGCAAAUACAUAUAGAGUAA